This is a messenger RNA of Thermothelomyces thermophilus ATCC 42464, 1659 nucleotides long. RefSeq lists its product as uncharacterized. Gene Ontology annotation, molecular function: membrane insertase activity. Bases 1 to 1659 code for a protein of 552 amino acids. Gene Ontology annotation, cellular component: mitochondrial outer membrane; mitochondrial inner membrane. NCBI's taxonomy places the organism in Eukaryota, Fungi, Ascomycota, Sordariomycetes, Sordariales, Chaetomiaceae. The transcript is spliced from 5 exons. The record is from RefSeq and is a predicted model, not a curated record. Gene Ontology annotation, biological process: protein insertion into mitochondrial inner membrane from matrix; mitochondrial respiratory chain complex IV assembly.
AUGGCAUCCGACGAGCCGCUGAAUCCCAUGGCCGAAUCCGGAGUGACGAUCCGGUCCGAUAGUGAGCAGUACUCGCGCCACGAAGAGCAGUCGGUCUCGCCGCCCUCGUCCUCGUCCCCCGCCGUUAUUCUCUACCAGCCACCCACGAUAUGGUCCAUCAUCCGCGGCGCCGCCAUCAAUCUCCUCCUUCCAUUCAUCAACGGCAUGAUGCUGGGGUUCGGCGAGCUUUUUGCGCACGAGGCCGCGUUCAGGUUAGGGUGGAGCAACACGAGGCCAGCCAAGUGCCAGCCGGGACGAGACCCACUCAAAACCUUCCAACGUGCCCGACAAGAUGCUUUCCAGCAGGGGCCUUCUCCGUUCGAACUCGGCGCUGGGCCUUGCGAGGGCCCGUUGCGCAAUAACGGAACGACCCUGCAUGCGCCAACAACGGCGAGGAGGAUAGGCGGUCCGCUGCCUCUCGCUGCUGCUUCUCAACACCUUAUCUAUACCCACCGACAAGCCCGCAAUGCCUCCACCCAGUCGACAACAGCUGCCCCGACGACCACACCCGAUGCUUCGAGCCUUUCCGACCUCACUGGAACGCCGGUCAACCUCACGGGGAGCGACCUACUCGACAUUCCCGAGCAGAUCGGCUUCCUCAAGACGCUCGGGCUGGAGUACGGCUGGGGCCCAACCUCGAUAAUGCAGACAAUCCUGGAGUCGGUCUACGUCUACACCGGUCUCCCCUGGUGGGCCUCCAUCGCCGUGGUCGCCGUUGGCAUCAGGCUGGCCCUGCUCAAGCCGGCCCUCGACGCGUCGGAGAACUCGAUCAAGUACCAGGAGCUGCUCAAGGACCCGCGGUACCAGGCCGCCACCGAGGAGAUGAAGCGGGUGCUGGUCACCGGCAACCAUCUCGCCGGCGCCGAGGCCAGGGCCAAGAUCGCCUUGAUGAACAAGGCGGCGGGCUACUCGCUGUGGAAGAACUUCGUUCCGAUGAUCCAGCUUCCGAUCGGUAUUGGCAUGUUCCGCCUCAUCAAGGGCAUGUCCGCGCUCCCGGUUCCCUCGUUCGAGACCGGGGGCAUUCUCUGGUUCACCGACCUUACAGCUUCCGAUCCGCUGUUUAUUCUGCCCAUCGCCACGGGCAUCAUCGUUGCCAUGGGCAUGAGGAUACCCCUGCCCUAUAUGGCCGCCCAGCAGCAGAAGAUGAUGAAGAUCAUGAGCCUCGUCGUCAUGCCCAUCUCUACCGUGGUGGCCCUGUUCCUGCCGUCCGGCCUCACCUGGUACUUCUUCCUCUCGUCUCUCCUGCACACGAUUCAAGCAUACUUUAUGCACCAACCGUGGUUCCGGCGGCUAGUCGGCCUGCGGCCGCUGACCGCGCCGGGCCCUCCGUCGCGCCCCACUGCGGCCUGGCAAGCGCCGCGCGUCCUCGACGCGAGGGCCCCGAGGAUCGCCGCAGCGCAGCACGCUACCCCGCCGCCUGCUCCCGAGACCAUGUUUGCGAGCCUCAAGUCUACGCUCGCAGACGCCAAGGAGAAGCUCAACGAGCGCGCAAACAAGGACUCGGCCGAGCGUUCCCUCAGGGCGGCGCGGGAGUACGAGGAGAGGCGGGCCCUCGAGGAGAAGGAGAAGAUCGUCGCGCGCAUCCUGCAGAAGCGCAGCGGCAAGGGAGAGCGGCACUGA